CACAAAAGCAAAAUUUCAAUUUAUAUGAAUCGUUGCAUGCAUUUUGCUAACUUCUUGUUAUUUGACAUUUGUACAUCGUCGUAGGGUCCACUUGAUAUUACAAACUAGAAAACUCAAGAGAAAGUCUGAACAGUGAACUGACUUAGCACGUAGUUUCUUAAGUAGAAAUGUUUUUUAUAUAGAGCCUUAUAUAGACAUUUGUCAAGCAGGUAGGCUUUGUUCCGAAUCUGCCUUUGGCCAUAUAAAUCAGUUUGGAGACUCCAACCUACAGUGAGAAAGAGAAUAUUUAUCCGGCAAAAUGGGUGUCUGGAGUUCAGUUAGUUUUUGUAAUUUUGAUAAGCAAAGGAUCAGGCAUCCCGAUUACGAUGCCUAUAAUCCUAGCCGGAGGAAUUCCAGUGUGAAGCAGAUCUUGAAUCUUGAUUCGGAUAGCUUUACAACGACUGUUCUUCAAGACGUUCAAGAAAUUCGAAUCCAAGAAACAAAUGACUGUUUUGAAACUUCUAUCCAGCCAACAUUUAACUACACGAAAAACGAGUCAUUUGUCCUGCCAGAAUAUUUUGAAUAUUCCAUGGGAGGAAACAUAAGAUUUUAUAAAGAGCAUCUUCAACAUGCGUCAGAGCGGGAAAAUAGAAUAUCGCCUUUUAAGAAGUUGGGGCAACGGCUACGAAAAUCGUCACAUAGUGACAAUGACUCUGAGCCAGAAUCACAGAGAUAUGCUAGAAAAUCUCAGGAAAAAGUGAUUCCCCUUGUCAAUACUAUUUCAGAGGAACCUGAGCUAUCUUUUGAUGAUUAUAGUUCAAUUUAUCAACCAGAGUUCAUAUUAAAUAUCAACUCUGAGAAUUUGGUGAAAGAAAUUCCAGGAAAUAUCUCUGGAGAGAACGUAGUAAGACGAAAUAAAGAAGAAAUUAAAGAUAGGAAGAAAAAUAACGAAAAUAAUGGUGCAAGUUGCUCUAAGAAUUUGAUUGAGGAAAAUUCACCUAAAAACGUUGUAGAGAAUGUGGACGUUCACGUAAAACAAACUAAAUCGGAAAUUGUACCUCCCGUGAAAGAAGAUGCUUUUUUCACGAACCACGACGUAUUCACAUUCUAUAGCACUUCGGUCGAGGAAAACCCAAAAAGGAAAUUCCGAAAGAAUCAAGAUUUUGCUUUAGAAGAAGAUAAAGAUAACAAGAACACCCUUAAGAAGGCUGUAAAAAUUGGUAAAAGUGAAGUGAGUAGAAAAAACCUCACCACAAGUGUAAAAAUACAAAAACCUAGAAAAGUGAUCCAAAGCGAGGAAAGUAACGUUAUCAAAGCGAAAGACGUUUUACCAAGCGAAAAAUUUUCGCAUCGAAAGCAAGAUAAAGACGUACUUCAUUGUUCUACUUCUCCACUUAGGAAAGCGGAGAAUAGAAUUGAGAAAAAAGAUCGAGCUAGGAAACCACAAAAGAAAGAAAAACCAAGGGAUUUGUCACAACUAAAGAAAUUCGACAGCGAAAAACACCUCUUAUCUAGGACUGAAGAUAACUCAACGAGUGAUAACAAAAAAGGCAGUUUCUUAUCUCGACUGAACAUAAGCACAACUCCGAUUACAUUCGACGAUUGUGAUUUGUUUGAAGAACUAGAAACGAUAGAGAAGACGAUCAAUGACGAACCGAGGAAGAAAGAUGAAACAUUCUACCCGGAAUCUCCUAUUUCAGAAGUGCAUUUCUUCAAAACACCAUGCAGCACCCGGCAUAACAGUCUGGAAACCUUUGAACAGUUAGAAAACGAAUGCAUUGAAGAUGAUAAUAAUCAGGAACCGGAAAAGCCACAAAAUGAAACGCUGAGGCCGAAUGUUUCUCCGAACUAUACAAAAUUACCAAAAGAAUUUCAAGAAAUGGCAAGAAGGCUAUCGAGAAAAGAUUCGCCGAAAAAGUCGACGCCAUCUUUAGAUCAAGUCAAUUCUUCUCUGAAUUUUAACUGCUCGUCGAGCACAUGUAGCACAACGUCUCCUCGGUCACCAAGCGGCAGGACUUUGUUUAGAACUCCCAGUUAUAAAAUGCCUAAGACACCAAGUUUGAGUCGACAACAUCCGUCAACGUACGUCACACAACAUACGUCAUCUCGCUCAAGACCUUCGUCUCGGGUGUCCUCACGAGCUACGUCACCCACACGUGAACACAUUGAAGCGUUGUUGUAAAAUUUAGAAUCCUGCAAUCAUGGUUGAAAACUGUGUAACUCUUUCGUUUAAAGAAAUUAAGGGCGCUCCCCUUCCACUCGAUCAAUGUUGAUUUUAUGUUGAUCUAAUUAAAACACAUUAGAGUCAUGGCACUAUAAGGGCAAGAAUUGUGAGGGGUAACGAAAUGUUAAAUAAGAAAAGAGAGUAAUUUUAUACCAUCAUGUCAUUAAUCCAAGGGCGAUUUGUUGCCCUAUAGUGACUAUAUACAUUGCUUACUAGUAAGGUUCCGCAUCUCUAAAGCACUAUUGCCGUAGUAACGUACUACAGCGACAGUGCUUUAGAGAUGAAAACCGAAGUCGCACGUUUUCACCUGUCAAGUUCAUGCAGCUAGGUAACAUUCAAUUCAGCCGGCGGAUGAAUCUGAGCACAAAUAUUAACUAUGUCAGUCUGAUGUAGUGAUUAAGGAAGGGACUAAGUUGGAGGGUUACUGUACAGUCAUAUAUUGUAAUUUAUUAAAGCUCAAACAAGAGCACUAGUGCUGUAGUAAUUCAUUUUCUAACUGCAAAAUUACU
Messenger RNA from Dendronephthya gigantea, 2712 nucleotides. RefSeq names its product muscle M-line assembly protein unc-89-like. Bases 299 to 2161 code for a protein of 620 amino acids. Lineage: Eukaryota; Metazoa; Cnidaria; Anthozoa; Malacalcyonacea; Nephtheidae. The record is from RefSeq and is a predicted model, not a curated record. The transcript is spliced from 4 exons.